This is a messenger RNA of Carlito syrichta (Philippine tarsier), 2205 nucleotides long. It is a transcript of the gene FOXF2, whose product is annotated as forkhead box F2. Gene Ontology annotation, molecular function: RNA polymerase II cis-regulatory region sequence-specific DNA binding; DNA-binding transcription factor activity, RNA polymerase II-specific. NCBI's taxonomy places the organism in Eukaryota, Metazoa, Chordata, Mammalia, Primates, Tarsiidae. The transcript is spliced from 5 exons. Gene Ontology annotation, cellular component: nucleus. The annotation marks the transcript as partial. The record is from RefSeq and is a predicted model, not a curated record. Gene Ontology annotation, biological process: regulation of transcription by RNA polymerase II; animal organ morphogenesis.
GCCGCAUCCCGGGGCCGCCACCGACAGGUUGGGGGAGGGGAAUCGAGGACGGGCGCUCCCGAAAGGCCGCUCCUCGAGGCGGCGGCUGGGCGCCCGCGGUCCCUCGUCGGCCUCUGGGCGCCGAGCACGUUUUAUUUAUCCCCACAGAGGAUGCUGGAGGACAAAAGAAAUAUUUGGACGCACCGUCAGACCUGGCCAAGUGGGUCAUGGGUCAUGCCUACGGCCAAACCCAGGAGAUCUGCAGCUAUCGGCGGAUCUUUCAGGAAGGUGGCUGUAAAAAGAGCCCUGCCCGGGACACCAGCGCCUUCGGAGAGCGGAAGACUAUCCAAAUAAACAUUUGGAAUUGGGUGGCUGGUGUUCAAGCCCGGAGGUCUGGGGGGUUUCUGGGCCGAGGAAGAAGAGCAGACGCUAGGAGGGGUGUCAAAAUCCCCACUCCUCGCCACCGUCCUUCUCCUGCCCCUGCCUCCGCGUCCUUCCAGUGCUGUUCCCGUGCAGGUUUUCUGGUGUACGUGGAAGUUUCUAGAGAGAAGCCUCUGCAGCAUGCAGGCCAGGGCUCUUCCGCUGUCUCCUCCUCAAAGGCGCUGACACUCCUAGGCCCCAGCCCCGAGUUCCCACUGUCCGCACGUGGAAAGGCCUCUGGAAAGCGAAAAGGAAAUGGAAGCAAACGUAAGCAUGAGUCCUAUCCGACCCAGGUUUCCAGAGUCUUGAAAACUUGGCCGAGGCUUCGAGGUCCAAACCCCUCGAUUCAAAGUUCCGAAAACGUCCCGGAUCGCCCGCGGCCGCAACCCUGGGGCACCCCGGCCAGCGCCUCUGCUAAUGGUUGUCGUGAAGCCUGCAGGCCCGGCCGCAGAGAGAGAGGGUUGGCACGUUACCUUUGGGCGCUGGCACCCCGGCGUGUGACUGAGGGCGGCAGUGUCCACACGAAGCUGACAGAUGGAGGUUCCGGGCGGCGGCCCCGGCGGCAGCACCGCUCGGCCGGGGGCAGGCCGGGAGAAGGAAGGGAGGCGAUGGGGGUGGGUCUGCUCUGCGGGGGGCGGCUGCUUCCCGGGGUGGAAAGCCAGGGCUGCAGCGAGGGGCAGAGAGACGAGAUUUCAUCAAGUCAGAGCGGGGGCGCCAAGAAGGCGAGCUCGGGGCUGCGGCGGCCGGAGAAGCCGCCCUACUCCUACAUCGCGCUCAUAGUCAUGGCCAUCCAGAGCUCGCCCAGCAAGCGCCUGACACUCAGCGAGAUCUACCAGUUCCUGCAGGCGCGCUUCCCCUUCUUCCGCGGUGCCUAUCAGGGCUGGAAGAACUCUGUGCGCCACAACCUCUCGCUCAACGAGUGCUUCAUCAAGCUGCCCAAGGGCCUGGGGCGGCCCGGCAAGGGCCACUACUGGACAAUCGACCCGGCCAGCGAGUUCAUGUUCGAGGAGGGCUCGUUCCGCCGCCGGCCGCGCGGCUUCAGGCGGAAGUGCCAGGCGCUCAAGCCCAUGUACCACCGCGUGGUGAGUGGCCUGGGCUUUGGGGCCUCGCUGCUGCCCCAAGGCUUCGACUUCCAGGCGUCCCCGUCGGCGCCGCUGGGCUGCCACGGCCAAGGCGGCUACGGCGGCCUCGAUAUGAUGCCCGCGGGCUACGACACGGGCCCUGGGGCCCCGAACCACGCGCACCCGCACCACCACCACCACCACCACGUCCCACACAUGUCGCCCAACCCGGGCUCCACCUAUAUGGCCAGCUGCCCGGUGCCCGCGGGGCCCGGGGGCGUCGGUGCGGCCGGAGGUGGCGGCGGCGGCGGAGACUACGGGCCGGACAGCAGCAGCAGCCCAGUGCCCUCUUCCCCGGCCAUGGCGAGCGCCAUCGAGUGCCAUUCGCCCUACACGAGCCCCGCGGCGCACUGGAGCUCGCCCGGCGCCUCGCCUUACCUCAAGCAGCCGCCCGCCCUGACGCCAAGCAGCAACCCUGCGGCCUCUGCAGGCCUCCACUCCAGCAUGUCUUCCUACUCGCUGGAGCAGAGCUACUUGCACCAGAAUGCCCGUGAAGACCUCUCAGUGGGACUGCCUCGUUACCAGCACCACUCCACUCCAGUGUGCGACAGGAAGGAUUUUGUCUUCAAUUUCAAUGGCAUUUCUUCUUUUCACCCCUCAGCCAGUGGGUCCUAUUAUCACCAUCACCACCAGAGUGUCUGUCAGGAUAUCAAGCCCUGCGUCAUGUGAACAGAAAGAGGCCAUG